Messenger RNA from Conger conger (European conger), 6435 nucleotides. Its product is annotated as SLIT and NTRK-like protein 4. Gene Ontology annotation, cellular component: membrane; glutamatergic synapse. The coding region runs from base 25 to 2502 and encodes 825 amino acids. Gene Ontology annotation, molecular function: protein binding. Gene Ontology annotation, biological process: positive regulation of synapse assembly; regulation of presynapse assembly; axonogenesis. The transcript has a single exon. Lineage: Eukaryota; Metazoa; Chordata; Actinopteri; Anguilliformes; Congridae. The record is from RefSeq and is a predicted model, not a curated record.
UGCACUGGAUUUUAAAAAAUCAAAAUGCUGCUGCUCUUUCUGGUAGCUAUCACCAUACCGAGUUCAUCUCCUAACUCAGAUCCUGACCUCUCCGCGGAGACCUGCAGCGCUUGCUCUUGCAUGUCCAUCGAAAACGUCCUCUAUGUGAACUGUGAGAACAUUGCUGUGUACAGACCGACCCAGCUGAAACCCCCAGCCUCCAGCCUCUAUCAUCUAAAUUUUCAACACAACCUACUGAUCAUUCUUUAUCCUAACUCAUUCCUCAAUUUCUCUCAUGCAGUUUCACUCCAUUUGGGGAACAACAAAUUGCAGAGCAUUGAAGGAGGGGCUUUCCAUGGACUCAGUGCUCUGAAACAGUUGCACUUAAAUAACAAUGAAUUAACUGUGCUCCGGGCUGACACUUUCCUAGGCAUUGAGAACUUGGAAUACAUCCAGGCUGACUACAAUGUAAUCAGAUCUAUUGAACGUGGAGCCUUCAAUAAACUGCAUAAGUUGAAAGUGCUCAUCCUUAAUGAUAAUCUUAUUCCGGGCCUCCCUGAUAACAUUUUCCGCUUCGCUUCACUCACACAUUUGGAUAUUCGAGGGAACAGGAUACAAAAGCUAUCUUACAUUGGAGUUUUGGAACACAUUGGCAGAAUUGUGGAAUUGCAACUGGAUGACAACCCCUGGAAUUGUACCUGUGAUUUGUUACCCCUAAAGGCCUGGUUGGAGAAUAUGCCAUAUAAUAUCUAUAUAGGUGAGGCCAUAUGUGAAACGCCAAGCGAUCUAUACGGGAGGCUUUUGAAAGAAACUAAUAAGCAGGAACUGUGCCCCAUGGGAACAGGUAGUGACUUUGAUGUCCAGAUGCCACCAGUGCAGCCGGAAAGUGGACAGACCGCUCCUGAUAUCGAGCCAACUGUGAUACAAGGCAUGGUUACCAAAGCACCGAAGACAACAAAUCCCUCAAAGACCUUAGGGAUUGUUGCAGGAAAUCUUAACCAAAACCUGACAUAUCAGACGAAGAUCCCCCCAGUUUUCUUCUGCCCACCACCCUGUACAUGUAAGGCACAUCCUUCUGAUUUUGGCAUCAGUGUCAGUUGCCAAGGAAGGAAUAUAGAAAAUCUUGCAGAUCUGGUACCCAGGCCACCUAAUGCCAAGAAACUGCACCUCAGCAGCAAUUACAUAAGAGAUAUCGGCUUAGAUGAUUUCCGAGGAUUUGAAGGUUUGGAUUUGCUACAUUUGGGCAGCAAUCAGAUAGUGACAGUUCAGAAAGGAGUGUUUGCCAAUUUGACCAACCUCCGCAGGCUUUAUCUGAAUGGUAAUCAGCUGGAGCGUCUUUACCCUGAAAUGUUCCUCGGGCUCACUAACCUCCAGUACUUGUACCUGGAAUACAAUGCCAUAAAGGAGAUAUUAGCAGGGACAUUCGACCCCAUGCCCAAUCUGCAGCUUUUGUAUCUGAACAAUAAUGUACUGAAGAGCCUCCCAGCUUAUAUAUUUGCUGGCAUCUCUCUCGCCAGGCUGAAUCUGAAGAACAAUCACUUCCCCUAUCUGCCUGUGAGUGGCGUUCUAGACCAGCUCAGAACUCUCACUCAGAUCGACCUGGAAGGCAAUCCCUGGGAUUGCACUUGUGACUUAGUUGCUUUGAAAUUGUGGCUGGAGAAGCUUAGCGAUGGGGUAGCUGCCAAGGAGGUCAAAUGUGCAUCGCCUGUCCAGUUUUCUAAUAUAGAGCUGAGAUUACUGAAAAAUGAAAUUUUAUGUCCCAAGCUCAUAGCAAAGCCCCCAUUGAUCCUAACCGGUCCCACUCCUGUUGUGACCUCCAUGUCCCCAGAAGAUGUGGGCAAAAUGCCCCCAGGGGGACCAGUUCCCCUGUCCAUCAUGAUCCUCAGCAUUCUAGUCGUCCUGAUCCUCACUGUUUUUGUCGCGUUCUGCCUUCUCGUCUUUGUGCUGCGCCGAGCCAAGAAGCCUGCAGGCAGGCACGAGGGACUGGGCAACCAGGAGUGUGGCUCCAUACAGCUUCAGCUCAGAAAACGUGACCGCAAGUCCAAUAAGGCAGACGACCUGGGUGGGGAGACUUUCAUUCCCCAAACCAUCGAACACAUGACCACAAGUCACACAUGCGGGCUAAGGGACUCUGAGUCGUGCUUGACAUUUGCUGACUCUCAAAGGCUUUUUCUUAGAAGUGGUGCCGACAAGGACAUGGACCCACUGGAUCCCAGAAACAGAGGACUGGGCUCCAUAGAUGAGCUGGAUGAGUUUUUACCAGGAAGGGAAUCAAACAUGUUCCUUCACAAUUUUUUGGAAAAUAAAAAGGAUUUCAACAGUAUAGGAAUAAGUGGUUUUGAGAUCCGUUACCCUGACAAACCACAGGACAAAAAAAUGAAAAAAUCUCUCAUAGGGGGAAACCAUAGUAAGAUUGUGGUUGAGCAACGGAAAAGUGAGUACUUUGAACUUAAGGCAAAGCUGCAAGGUACGCCAGACUACCUUCAAGUGCUGGAAGAGCAGUCGGCCCUUAGUCGAAUGUAGGCCACCCAUGUACCCCACAAUGAGAAAAGUGCCUUUUUGACUUAAGAAUUACAUAAAUUCAUAGCUACCAUUGAAACAUGUUUCCAAGAGGCUGCAUGGCAAAAUCAGAUCACUUAUGAUACGUAGACAUACUGCAGCUGUGACUUUGUUGCAGAUGCAGCCUUAAAAAAAAAAAAAAAAAAACUAAAUUCAGUGAUGGUAUGUACAAAUUGAUAUAAAUAUAUGGUUCACAUUGUUAGAUAUUGAAAUUCAGCCCUUAGCACCAGUAAUAAGUUGCUGCUAAAUAAGUACUUUGGGUUUAUUUUUUUCCUUCUUUUUUAACCAAAUUAAUUAGGUAUUGAAACCAAUUUAUGUACCUCAUGUUUGAGCUUAUGCUUAUUUCUUGCUCUUGGAAGCAUUGAAGGGAAUUGUGGAAAUUUGGAAUGUCUAACAGUACCAAAAUUGGAGAUCCUAAUGUUUGACUGGAAACAGGUUUGGAUCUCUUCAUACUGUAUUUUAUACCUGGCAAAUCCAUCUGCCCUACAGUUUGGAAUUUACCUUGCCACGACUGGUUGUGCAACAUUUGUAUUCAUUUAUAUAAUGGAAAGGCAUGUACAAACUAAACGGUGAAUUUUGUUUUUCAAUUGCAGAUUCAAUUAAAUGUUUAAAGGAUAGUUGUUUUAACAAAGGUGGUUUCUCUUGAAAUGUUUGGGCAUUUACAUGUGAGGCCCUAAAAGCCCAAAUGAACAGCUGCUUGCCAUGUAAGCUUACCUGAAUUUCUUUUGUAAGUCUACAUUAUUUGUAUCUGUUUGUAAAGAUAACAUACAAAAUAACAUACUCGAGAAAAUCAGAUACGGAAAUUAAAUGACAAAAGAAAAAAAGGAAAAAAAAUACCAGUAAUGACCACUGUCAAUUUGUAGUACAUAACUUCAUAUUUAAUGUAUUUUUAUAUACAGGGUUAUUUAAGAUAUUAGUAUUGCUAAUCAUCAUUUAGAAUGUUUGAAGUAAUUCAAGUGAGGAGUCACUGAUUUUGAAGUUGCUUUACUAACCUGACUUGAAGUGUAGGCUUCGGUAUUUUGAUCUGAUUUUCUGGCAGGGUUCUACUGAUGGCUUCGGGUUAGGGGAGAGGCACAUUCUGGCUCAUUCUGAGUAACAAUAAUCCAUGCCAUAUUCUGUUGUUGUGCUAAUGUCUGAUAGCAUAUCACACACCAAUGUUCUAAUCCUUAAAUCCUAUAGUAAUUUGUAAAUGUUAUAAUAUCCACCCAAAUAAAUCUUCAUCAAAAUAAUAGGGUCUGGACACAAUGUACAGGAGAAUAGAACAGCAGUUUUUGAAAUAUAAAUUUGGAAAAAAAUAUUUUCUUUACAUAGCUACUGAUAUGAUCAGACUCAUAUCGCAUACCAUGUGCAAUAUUAUACUCAAUCAUAUAAUAUGCUUAAAUGAUUUAUUUUUCAGUCUUUUGAGAUUAUAUUGUGGAGGUAACUUCUGUUGUUCUUGGGAUGUUUUCCUUCUUAUUUUUAUCAGGUCUUUAUUUAAAAUAAUGUUAAGUUAGAGAAUCUGAAAUAGUACAUAUUUUCAUUUAAAAACAAGGGAACAGAAUGUACAUUGAAGGGUAUGUUUUCUAUGAGGCUGUAUGUUGGUUAGUUGUGUAAAUCUUUUGAGCUCAAGGUGUUGGCUCCUAUGUUGCACUGUGUUUUAAUUUUGUUCUCUUUCGUCCACUGUAUUUUGCCGAAUUUAUUUGAUUAAAGUCGAUUUUCUGAGUUACAAGCCCUGAAUGUUUAUCAAGCAAUCUGUAUGAAAAAAAAAUCAUUUUGAGAUGUUAGCUGAAUUUAAAAUGAAAAUUUUUAAAUGUCAUUACAGGCAUUUUGGAAUUAUGAAUGAAAUAAUAUUGAUAAGAAGAGGAUAAAACGAUCCAGUGGAAAUCCAGUUCCCUGGGCACUGCUAUUGCCAUGAAGUGUGUCUGUGAAUACCUGUGCUUUGCUGGAACCGUUUUGCACUUUGCAUGUAUUGGCUGGAUUAGGUCCUGGAUUAAGGUCUUCACAUCUUCAUAACUGUACAUCCCACCACAAAUAUGAAGUUGGCAAUGCUUGGCAAGUUGGCAUUGCUUCUAAUUAGAUGUCCCUGUUCUGCCUAAAUUCAUUUUUAGGACAAACUUUGAAUUGAACCAAAAAUAAAAUUGUGUGACAAAUAUAUAACGGACAGGAGGAGAUUGUUAAAUAUGUAAAUUCAGUAAAGCUCUAAUUAAAUGUCCUCACAUGUUUUUAAAAACAAUACUGUCACAGCACAGUAUUCAUUUAAGAAAAUAGAGCCAACUCAUGAAGGUAAAUCAAUGUAAAAUGUAGACAUUUUUAUGUAUUUUAUCCUUAAUGGGAACUUGAAAUAGAGAUGCUGGAAAUGUGUGGCACACCCCUCUUCUUUGUUUCAGGAUUGGCAGUAGUUUUAAUGAUGAUAUGAUGGCUUUUUGUGGUCUGAUUGAUUUUAAGCCAGUCAUCAGUAGGGUUCAAUAGGAGGACAAAGAAAAUAGCAAAAUGGGUAGCAUUCACACUCUCAAAUAUUGUGAAUAUUUUGUCUAACGUUGGCACAAUGAAUCGCUAUUCUUGCCCACAGACAAGCUGAUCUUUUUUAAAGAAUAUACAAUGCCUGAUCAGCCAUGCCUGAUCCUGAACUGUUGUCUUGUACACUUAGUGUGUGCUUGAGUUUCCAUGGUAACUGUGUAAAAGAAAGGUCCAAGCCAGUGACUAAUCCUCAUUUUGCUUGAAUACUGUAUUUAAUAGCCCUGCUAUGGCAUUGUGUUUUGGUCUCAAAAUAACUAAAUAUCUUCACGCUAGGGUUAAACAAGGAAAACCUAAAAAUAAAAGUCACUAUCUACAUAUUUACUGUGCAUUAAUUGAAAAGGUACUUGAGAGAGACUAGCUGUGUAUUAGCAGUCUAGCUAGCUGUAACCCUAUCUUGCUUCUUGUGCUUGCCAUCAUGGGAUCAGUGAGCUGGCUUAUUAAAAUUAUAUCUUGUCAGUUUUGCAGAUGGAUAUUGGCUGCAACUGCCAUCAUCACUGGUGUCAGAAUCCUAUCCCAGAGGGCUGCAGUGUUAGCUAGGUUUUGGUGUGUUUCAGCACCAGUGAUUUAUUUUUGUCAUUAAGUUAUAGGUGAGUCCACAUACUGUAUAUUAUUCUCAAGGUUUUAAUUGGCUGAUACCCUUGAGCUACAUGAUACUACAUAGCUCACUUACUAGCAUUCCAACUUGUUUUCUGCAUUGCAAGUUAUUUUUUUCAUUAUUAUUAAUUUGACUGUGGAGGCUAGCGUGUCCAGGAUGUCCUCAUCCAGGAUGUCUGUACAUGCUGAUCACAGUCACUGCAGCUUCAUAGAGAUAAUGCUCAAAAUAUUGUGCUAAGACCUUAAUUCAAGGAUGGAGUACCAUUAUAGCCAUAACUCUUGAAAUAUGACAAGACUGAAAAAGAAUAUUAGAGAUGUAGCCAUUUUCAGGCUCUAUUUUUGUAUACUUGAAUGCAUUCAGUGAGUAUUUUAACCCUUUCUCAUUUCAGUAAAAUAUGAACUAGUGUAAAAUCAGGAUAUAUUUAUUCACUGAAGCUAUUUUGAACAUUCAGAUAAGUACAUUUUAUUGCUUCUGCAAAACAGGAAGCAGCAGGACUGUUUGUCAGUGUGGCAAAUAUUCAAGACUGGUUCAAGGGAAUGUCUGUUUUCAUUUGAAGUAUUAUAUAAAUGGUACCUAUAUAUUGUGUGUUCUAAGGUUAAUAAUUUUGAUUCAGUUGUUUAAUGCAGUGUAAACUCAAUUACAGUUGUUUUAUAUUUGCUUUUAAAGUGCACUUUGGUUCAGUUUUUUCCCUCUGCUGUGUCCAGAGAGCCUUGCCAUUUCAUUUUUGUAAUUUUUCAACUCAUUACUUGUUUUAUUUGUUCAUCUGAAAUCAAUAAAUAAAUAGUUGCAAUUGGCAGCAAUUGUCA